This is a messenger RNA of Solenopsis invicta (red fire ant), 3462 nucleotides long. Its product is annotated as aminopeptidase N. Lineage: Eukaryota; Metazoa; Arthropoda; Insecta; Hymenoptera; Formicidae. The transcript has 10 exons. Gene Ontology annotation, biological process: peptide catabolic process; proteolysis. The record is from RefSeq and is a predicted model, not a curated record. The coding region runs from base 603 to 3362 and encodes 919 amino acids. Gene Ontology annotation, cellular component: cytoplasm. Gene Ontology annotation, molecular function: metalloaminopeptidase activity; peptide binding; zinc ion binding.
UAUACAUUUAUAGUAGUCAUUAAAACAAUUAUAAUAUGAAAAUUAAGUCAAUACUAAUAUUUAAUGUUACAGAUAACAUAAAUGUCUCAUUGUAUGCUCAUUGAAAUUUAUUAUCGUCAUUGCCCUGAAAUGAACAAAUGUAUUAUCUUCUUAUACAUCUGAUCGAAAUCGAUGACGAUCUACUUGUGAGAGAGAGGCAAACCGUUAAUGACAAAUAACAACUACGCAGUAAUUCCGAAUAGCACAUAGUCUUAAGUCGGCGACGCAGCGUAAACAUUUGCUGGGCGUUGCUUUGUGGAAUUAGGUUCACCUUCCGUGGACCUUAAUUCCUUAAUUUGCCUAAUCGCAAGUUAUUAAGAAUACCACGCUGUGACAGCGCCAGUAAGAAUAGGACUGGUAUUCUAGAUUCAUACGUGCGCGAAUGUGACCGCGUAUGUGCGUGCGCAUAUAUGUGUGUGUUUGUGUGUCAUAUUUUUAUCUAUCUCAGUGUCGAGUAUAUUAUAAGGUGAUAUCUCGCCGCACAAACUACAGCCGAAGAAAUUGAUUGAGGAGAUUUCUGAAAAUCGAUUGAACGAAGGUGGUCUCCGUGCUGACAGGCUAUCAUGACUACUCGUCCUCCAUUCUUACUCUUGCACAUAUUAAUCAUUUUCGUUCUUUUAAGUCUGACGUUUGCUUAUGAUACUGUUGACUGGAAUAAAAAAAAGAAUUCGAUCGACGUUUCCACGCGAUAUCGACUACCCAAGAAAAUCGUUCCCGUAUCAUACAACCUGUCGAUUUACACACAUCCCAUCGACGCGAAUUACAACGGUCACGUACGGAUAAUCUUGCAAGUACUCGAAAGAACGGAUUCCAUCGUGUUGCACACGGAUGCGUUAACAAUACAGAGAAAUGCAUCUCUAUCGAAUGAAUGGGGUCGAUUGAUUCGGAUUUCGCGUUACAUUCAUGACGAUAAAGCACAAAUGCUUACGAUUAAACUCGAGCGUGUACUAAAACCUGCGAAAUAUACGUUAGAAGUAUCUUUCAAAGGAUGCAUCGCAAAUGAUGUAUUUGGCUUUUACUCAAGUCUAUACAAAGUUGAUGGAAAAUUGAGACGAAUUGCCGUAACUCAAUUUUCACCCACGUAUGCACGUCGUGCAUUUCCUUGUAUGGACGAGCCAUAUUUAAAGGCGGAAUUCCAAUUGCACAUUGGCCAUCAUAAAGAUCAAAAAGCGACGAGUAAUACUCCAGUCCAGUUUUUACAAAGAAAAAAUGAUACCUACUAUGUGACCACAUUCCGCCGCACGCCGCGAAUAUCCACGUACUUGGUAGGAUGGACAGUGCACAACUUUGUACCAGAACGAUCAAGAAGUUCAGGGGAUUUCAAGAUGUGGACCAGAGACUCCAUGAAGUUCCGCGGAUCGGCGGCCUUGAACCGCGGUCGAGCGGUCUAUUCGGCGUUGCAGACGUGGUUAUUGGUGAAAAGCCCACUCGUGAAGAUCGAUCAGUUCGCAAUACCGGAUUUCAAUUUCCACGCGAUGGAGAACUGGGGUCUCAUCACUUACAGAGAAUCCGUAGUGUUGCACGAGAACGGGACCCCGACAAGAAAAACGGUGGACGGACUGUCAACGAUGGCACACGAAUAUGCUCACAGUUGGUUUGGCAAUUUGGUGACACCCGAAUUCUGGGACGUCGUUUGGUUGAAGGAAGGCUUCGCCACGUUUUUCCAAUACUUCGGUGUGUCCUUAACGGAACCAAAUCUGAGAAUGAUGAAUUUAUUCGUGGUAGAUUGUUUGCAGCCAACACUGCUCGCAGAUUCCGACAAUCAUACACGCACAUUGAAUGGUCAAGACGUCGGAAACCGUAGCAGCAUUAUGAAUGCAUUGGAUUUUGUCUCUUAUAAUAAAGGUGCAUCCGUAAUUCGCAUGAUCAAUUAUACUAUUGGAAACAAAGCUUUCCAAUUGGGAUUACAAAAUUAUUUGCGCGACAUGUCGUAUCAAGCGGCCACUCCGACUGACUUAUAUCGACACUUGCAGACUGCAUUAGAUAGAACAGGACAAAUUCGUGAACACAUAUUUGUAAAAGAGGUCGUAGAAUCUUGGGCGAACCAGCCAGGAUAUCCUUUAGUGACUAUUACACGAAAUUACAAGACAAAGGUAGUUUUUGCCUCGCAAGAACGAUUUUAUCUCAACCGUCAAGCAGCAAAAAUUGAUUUCGAAAAGUCGAGUUGGUGGAUACCAUUAACCUUCGUUACCGAAGAAUCAAAGUCCGCAUUGGACCAAACAGCACCGGCUGCCUGGUUAAAGCCAAAGCCAAAGACAAACAGCACGAUAGUUGGCAUUGUCAAGCCAAACUCCUGGGUGAUUUUCAACGUUCAGCAAGUUGGAUAUUACAGAGUCAACUAUGAUAAGAGUAAUUGGAAAAUGCUUAUCCGCCACUUGAAGUUGAGGAAUUUAAAAAAGAUACAUGUGCUGAACAGAGCUGCACUUCUAGAUGACGCUUUUAAUUUAGCCAGAGCUGGUUACGUGAAUUAUACUCUUCCAUUUGAUCUCGCAACGUACCUCGUUCGCGAAACCGAAUAUGAACCGUGGGUCGCUGCAAUAAAUAACUUUAAUUUUCUAAAUCGUGUUUUAGCCUAUUCACCGCGAGUACAACAACUCUUUCAGAACUACGCAAAUCACUUACUUAAACCGAUAUAUAAACUAUUGAGCUUUAAGGAAAGUCUUAUGGACAGUUCGAUAACGAAGUUGCAUCGCGAACUGAUCUUAUCUACUGCAUGCUCGGUGAACAAUAUCCACUGCUUAAAGACAUCGGAAACUUUAUUUAAAUCCUGGCUCUGGUCUGAGACAAGCACGGUACCAAGAAAUCUAAAGAGUUUCGUGUAUUGCGUGGGCAUUCGCUCAGGUAACUAUAAUGAUUGGAACACAGUUUGGAGCAGAUUUCUACGCACUGACUUACAUACAGAACAGGAGCUCUUACUAAGUGCACUCGGAUGUACUAAAACUCCUCGUUUAAUCGACAGAUAUCUCAAUGUAUCUAUAACAUAUGAACUACUUCGCAAGCAGUACAGAAUGACAAUAGUUAACGCCGUUUUGAACGGCAAUUCCGAAAAUGUUAAUUAUGUCAUUGAUUUUAUUCGCAAUAAUUUGCAUACAAUACUUAAAACAAGAGGAGUAGACUUUUUAACUAAAAUGCUUACUGCUAUAGGCGAUACAAUUAUUACGGAAACCCAAUUAAAUAAGCUUCGCUCAUUUGUUCAUGAGUACAUCGAAAACCUAGGAUCAGCAUCGAAUGCAGCGAGAAAAGCUGUAACCACUUCUACUUCUACCGUAGCAUGGAUCAAUAAAUACUUACCUAUAAUCGAAAAAGCAUUGUUAUUUAACUAAUUAUUUAAAGAUAUAUAUUAAUAUAUUUUAUAAUAAUGCGUUAUUCAAUUAAUACUAAAAAUAUUCCAAUAUAUUGUAUUGUUUUUGUAAUUGAAUGUAC